AUGAUAGUACAUUUUGUAAAACAAAAAGUUUCCUUUCUGGUUUCAAACGAACUUAUUUUUAUCGCGUUUCCAGCAUCUUCAUGUCAAUUUUUGGGCUUUUGUGAUGAGAACUUCCAAAAUUCCACAAUUUUGAAAAUCUGA
Caenorhabditis briggsae is the source of this 141-nucleotide messenger RNA. Bases 1 to 141 code for a protein of 46 amino acids. Lineage: Eukaryota; Metazoa; Nematoda; Chromadorea; Rhabditida; Rhabditidae. The transcript has 2 exons. The record is from RefSeq and is a predicted model, not a curated record.